AUGGAAGGCCUGGUAGCUGAAGCAACGAAAAGACGAGGCCUAAAAAGACGAUUUUUCUUCGAGAAAAGGGAUAAGGAUGAAGAAGAAGCCGAAGACGAAGAAUUUGAUUAUGAAGAGGACGAGGAGGAUGGUGUUUAUAUUCCAGAGGGCAAGUUCGAGUCUGAACACGAAAUGGAGGAGGAUUAUGAUGAAGAUGGAAGAGAGGACAGGGAUGAGAAUGAUGAGGAGGAAGGAGAAGAGGAAGGAGAGGAGGAAGGAGAGGAGGAAGAGUCAGAAGCAUCGGGAAACAAGGAUGAGGCUGACGACAGGGAGAGGGACACAAAGAGGGCGAGAAGACAGUCGAUAAGGGAUCAAAUGGGGCAAAGUCCUUCAAGUAGGCACAGCUGUACCUUUUCGGCCAUUCAUUUGGCCCAGUCCUCGCCUGCCUUUUCGGCUCACGACGCUUCUCUCAUGCCAGGAAGUAGAGAACAGGUAGUAGAACAGUUGGCGAAACAUGAAUCUCGCUCUUCCCGAUCGACGGACGGACAGUGCAAAUGUGUCCCACUCCAAUCUUCAGAAUCCCCCACGCUGCUCCGUCGGAAGACUGGCGACAAGUCAGACUGGACUAUGGCCCAACCACGGGGCGAGGGGGAGGUUAAUCACAGUAUAGAGGAUGAAGGCAAUCUAAAGGAAAGGGAAGCACCCGAGAGGGAUGUGGAGGAGGAGGAGGAGGAGACAGAACGAGCCGAGGUGGGUAAACUUAAAGAAGAGGAUAAAACGACAACUGGCAAGGGCAUGACAGAAGAGAAGCAAUAUUGUCGGUCGGAGAAGGAAGGUGAAGAUGGCCAAGCCCCCAAUAACGUGGCGGAAGAAGGGAGUGGCAAACCCCGCAACGAACCGCCAUGA
Messenger RNA from Protopolystoma xenopodis, 885 nucleotides. The record is from the annotation of a GenBank genome assembly. Lineage: Eukaryota; Metazoa; Platyhelminthes; Monogenea; Polystomatidea; Polystomatidae.